AUGGACCUAGACAACGAAGACCACGCCGCGCGCUCAUCCACACGACGAAAAAACAUCAUCACGCCCGGCGAAGUCAUCACCUCAGAUCCACAAUGGAUGCGCGGCCACGGAACCUAUACAAACGACAAUGGCGACCUUGCUCCCAUCAUUCGCUCCACCCUCGCUGGCACACUGCAAAAAACAAACAAACUGCUUUCGGUGGUCCCCUUGCGCGCUCGCUACACCCCAGAGAUUGGAGAUUUGGUUAUUGGACGUAUCAUUGAGGUGCAGAGUAGAAGGUGGAAGGUGGAUGUUGCUGGUGCUUUGACGGCUGCGUUGCCAUUAAGCAGUAUCAAUUUGCCCGGCGGUAUCUUGCGCAAGAGAACCAGUGUCGAUGAAUUGAACAUUCGCACAUUCUUUGAAGAGGGAGAGUUACUAGUUGCAGAAGUGCAGAGUUUGUUCCAGGAUGGCUCAGCUUCACUGCACACGCGCAGUUUGAAGUACGGUAAACUGCGCAAUGGAUACUUUAUGGCUGUGUCGGGUGUCGGAGGUGGUGCUGGUGUUGUAAGAGCAAAGAGACAAAUCUUUACUCUGCAGACUUCCAGCAGAGGUGGAGAGGUCGACGUUAUCCUCGGAGUCAAUGGUUACAUCUGGAUCUCCAAGCACGUCGAGGCAGACAAGUCAAAGGAUGUCAGCAUCACCAGGAUCGAGGAGCAAGUCAGCACCACCAUGUACUCGAGCCAGAACGAUGACAUCAGCCCGGACACGAGGAAAGAGAUUGCAAGAGUCGCUGGCUGUAUUAGAGCCCUGGCUGAGAAUGGUGUCAAGGUCGACGAAGAGAUGGUUCGCAGAGCAUACGAUGCCAGCCUUGACAUUGAACAGGACGAGGGAGAAGACGGUGCCGGCUUCUUGGGAGGAGAGAGAGGAAGACUUAUCGUCGAUAUGGCAUUGAGAGGCUCGGGUUGA
Molecule: messenger RNA, 945 nt
Organism: Aureobasidium melanogenum CBS 110374
Lineage: Eukaryota; Fungi; Ascomycota; Dothideomycetes; Dothideales; Saccotheciaceae
Exons: 1
Coding region: 1-945 (314 amino acids)
Biological process (GO): exonucleolytic trimming to generate mature 3'-end of 5.8S rRNA from tricistronic rRNA transcript (SSU-rRNA, 5.8S rRNA, LSU-rRNA); poly(A)-dependent snoRNA 3'-end processing; TRAMP-dependent tRNA surveillance pathway
Cellular component (GO): nuclear exosome (RNase complex); cytoplasmic exosome (RNase complex)
Molecular function (GO): RNA binding
Source: RefSeq, a predicted model, not a curated record